AUGCGCAGUGCCUACAGGAGCCUGUCGGCGUACGAUGUCUGUGUCAUAGGCGGAGGACAUGCGGGUUGCGAGGCCGCAGCCGGCGCAGCGCGGGCAGGCGCACGAACGGUGCUCUUAACCCAGAAAUUGGACAACAUCGGCGAGCUCUCGUGCAACCCGUCUUUCGGAGGGGUUGGGAAGGGAACCUUGGUCAGGGAGGUGGAUGCGCUUGAUGGAGUCUGUGCGCGCGUUGCGGACAAGGCUGGCGUUAACUUCCGCAUCCUGAACCGCUCGAAGGGGCCUGCCGCAUGGGGACCCCGAACCCAGCUCGACCGGAAGCUGUACAAGAAACACAUGCAGGAAGCCUUGCAUGGGUACCGCAACCUCGACAUCCGCGCGGCGAGCGUCUUCGACCUUGUCAUCAACCAGUCGCCGGAGGGCCCCUCUGGGAGCUGGGGCAAGAUAGAAGGCGUCAAACUAGACUCCGGGGAGAUCAUCAAGUGCUCGCAAGUCGUUAUAUGCACCGGGACGUUCCUUUCCGGAGAGAUACACAUAGGCUUGAAGCGUUUCCCUGCGGGCCGCAUCAACGAGGCGCCCUCCGUUGGGCUCUCCGGCUCCCUAAGGAGCGCAGGUUUCGAGCUGGGCCGGCUGCAGACUGGCACCCCUGCACGGUUGCUUAAAGACAGCAUUGACUACUCAGAGAUGGAGGUCCAAAAAGGCGACGCCGUCCCACACCCGUUUAGCUUCAUGAACGCUACCGUGGACCAUGCUAACGACCAGAUAGAUUGCUAUCUGACAUGGACCUGCGCUGCGACGCACCAGGUCGUUCGGGAUAACGCGCAUCUCAGUUGCCAUAUCCAGGAGACCAAGAAAGGUCCACGUUAUUGCCCUUCGUUGGAGGCCAAGGUCCUGCGCUUCCCUGAAAAGCAGGGCCAUCGAGUCUGGCUCGAACCAGAGGGGUACGAUUCAGAGCUCGUCUACCCUAGCGGACUUUCGUGUAGUUUGCCAGAGGACGUCCAGGAGGUUCUCUAUCGCACAAUGCCUGGCCUCGAGAACGCCAAGAUUGUGCGGCCUGCGUAUGGCGUUGAGUACGACUACGUUGACCCGAGGGAGCUCAGAUCUACACUGGAGACAAAGCGAAUCAAGGGCCUGUUCCUUGCCGGUCAGAUCAACGGGACCACAGGGUACGAAGAAGCCGCAGCCCAAGGUGUGCUAGCUGGCAUCAACGCAGGACUUGCCGCCGUCAAUCGCGCACCACUCAUCCUGUCCCGCGCCGAUAGUUACAUCGGCGUCAUGGUCGACGACCUCAUCGUCAAGGGCGCAGAAGAGCCCUAUCGCAUGUUCACAUCGAGGUCGGAGUACCGCAUGACGAUCAGGAGUGACAACGCAGAUUUGCGUCUGACCGGAAAGGGUCGCGAGGCAGGCGUCGUCUCGGACGAGCGCUGGCUGCGUUUUGGACAGACCAACGCUGAAGUCGAGCGUGUCACCAAGCUGCUGCAAUCAUUCUCGCUCACCCCGCACAAAUGGCAGGAAUCGGGGAUCAGGGUGAGGCAGGACGGUCAUUGGAGGAGCGCCUCUGACCUGCUCAACUACCCGGGCUUCAACAUCAGAGAGCUUUUCCCGGUAAUCCCAGAACUUGCGUCCGUCGAGCUGCAAGUCCUCGAGCAGAUCAAUAACGAGGCGGCAUAUAGGUCCUUCAUACUAAGACAAGAGGCCGACGUGCGCGCGUUCAUGGAAGACGAGUCGCUGGUGUUCGAUCCUGACCUUGACUAUUCGGCAAUGAAGGGGCUGAGCCUCGAAGUGAAGGAGCGCUUGUGUCGCGUCAAGCCGACAAGCCUCGGUGUUGCCAAGCGUAUGGAGGGAAUGACGCCGGCUGCCCUGGUUUUACUGUUAGGGUACGCGAAGCGUAUCCAAGGCCGGGCGCGCAAUGCAGCUGAGCUGGGUUCUGUGGCAGAGGUAUAA
This is a messenger RNA of Rhodofomes roseus, 1941 nucleotides long. RefSeq names its product mitochondrial translation optimization protein. Gene Ontology annotation, molecular function: flavin adenine dinucleotide binding. The record is from RefSeq and is a predicted model, not a curated record. Gene Ontology annotation, biological process: tRNA wobble uridine modification; tRNA methylation. Lineage: Eukaryota; Fungi; Basidiomycota; Agaricomycetes; Polyporales; Fomitopsidaceae. Gene Ontology annotation, cellular component: cytosol. The coding region runs from base 1 to 1941 and encodes 646 amino acids. The transcript has 19 exons.